AUGCUCACUUUCCGUUUCCUCAGUAUCGCCGUUCUGGUCGUGUCUUCUCUGGCUGCUCCCUCCACGCCCUCCGGUCUUGUACACACUCCUCAUGGCUUACGUGAUGCGUCUGUCGUCCACGAAGUUCCCGGCGGCAGCAAAAUACGACAGAUCGAUAGCAAGACUUUCCAUGUCAUCAGCAAGGAGGGCUCUGUCCUCAAGACCGUGAAAGUCAACCCAGAAGCGGAUGCUCGAGCCCCAUCGCCGACCACUGGUGACGCCCCAGUUCCCCUUCAAACCGGAUGGGUUGCACUCGCACAUUACUUUAAUCGCGAUGUACCAAUUGGGUCCUUCGCGAGCACCUGGAGUGUCCCCCCGAAUCCUGCAGCCAACCAUGGUCAAGUUUUGUUCCUUUUCAAUUGCAUCGAGCCAGGUUCUGGUAACGCAAUUCUGCAGCCUGUUCUCCAGUGGGGCAGAAGUGCGGCAGGCGGCGGCGCAUAUUGGGCGAUCGCAACCUGGUAUCUGAGUCCUGCAGGGACCUUCCACACUCCGCUCAUCAACGUGAACGUCGGACAAGUGCUUUCGGGCGGAAUCGGACUUAUCGGAGUUUCGAGCGCCGGUUUCAGCUAUUUCGCCGCCUUCACCAAUAUCGGAGACAGCACCAGACUCGAUGCGAUCAACGGCGAUGAGCUCAAGUGGGCCACUGUGACCCUCGAGUCGUAUAAUAUCCAGAGUAAGGACGACUACCCCACGGGCUCGACGGUGUUUUCCCGCACCAACUUGCAGCUUACCAAUGGAGGGUUCCCGAACAUAAACUGGGCGACUGUGAGCGACACUGCGGAUAACAUCAUUACUACGAUACAGACACAGGGCUCGACGGCUGCAGUCAUAACGAUCACGUAUUGA
Molecule: messenger RNA, 885 nt
Organism: Mycena indigotica
Lineage: Eukaryota; Fungi; Basidiomycota; Agaricomycetes; Agaricales; Mycenaceae
Exons: 4
Coding region: 1-885 (294 amino acids)
Source: RefSeq, a predicted model, not a curated record